Lethenteron reissneri (Far Eastern brook lamprey) is the source of this 3088-nucleotide messenger RNA. Its product is annotated as serine/threonine-protein phosphatase with EF-hands 2-like. The record is from RefSeq and is a predicted model, not a curated record. Gene Ontology annotation, molecular function: iron ion binding; calcium ion binding; phosphoprotein phosphatase activity. Lineage: Eukaryota; Metazoa; Chordata; Hyperoartia; Petromyzontiformes; Petromyzontidae. Gene Ontology annotation, biological process: detection of stimulus involved in sensory perception.
UCGGGUGGGGGGGGGCGAGGGGCUGAGGGGGGCCUGAGGGGGGGCUGAGGGGGGCUGAGGGGGGGCUGAAGGGGGCUGCGAGCGAGCGGCCCAGGGCCCCCCGCCGACUCGGCGAGGGGGGCCGCCCACGCCAUGGGCUGCGGCUCGUCCAGCCGCUGCCGCCAGCCGGCCGCUUUGAGCAAGACGCAGAGAGCCAUGAAGUCGGCGGUGCUGAUCCAGCGCUGGUACCGGCGCCACGUGGCCCGGCUGGAGGCGCGGCGGCAGUGUACCUGGAGGAUCUUCCAGUCCAUCGAGUACGCGGCCGAGCAGGACCAGCUCAAGCUUCACAACUUCUUCAGCUCGCUCAUCGAGCAGCACACGCUGCGGGAGCCGGGGGAGAGCGGCGCUGGCGGAGAGGGGGACGAGGUUCCACGCUGGCUCAGGUGCCCCCCGGGCGGCAGCUGCGAGGAGGAGUCGGCGCUGUGCGACGCCAUCCAGGUGCCCGGCGACUACACGGGCCCGCGGCUCGACUUCCCGCUCGCGCCCGGCCAGGCCGUGGCCCUCGUCAACGCCUUCAAGAAGAAGCAGGUGCUGCACACUCGCUUCGCACUGCGCCUGCUGCUGGAGGCCCGGAGCCUGCUGCACCACCUGCCCACCGUGCGCCACGCCUCCACCGCCAACAGGCGCGACGUCACCGUGUGCGGGGACCUCCAUGGGCAGCUGGACGACCUCUUCCUCAUCUUCUACAAGAACGGGCUGCCGGGUGUCGAUCGGCCGUACAUCUUCAACGGCGACUUUGUGGACCGCGGCUCGCGCUCGCUGGAGGUGCUGCUCGUGCUGCUCGCAUUCCUGCUAGCCCACCCACACGACGUCUUCCUGAACCGCGGCAACCACGAAGACUACGUCAUGAACAUGCGCUACGGCUUCACGAAGGAGAUUCUGAUGAAGUACAAGGUGCACGGGCGGCUGAUGGUGCGCGUGGUGCGGGACCUCUUCAGCUGGCUGCCGCUCGCCACCGUGGUGGACGGCAAGGUGCUGGUGGUGCACGGGGGGCUGUCGGCAGCCACCGACCUGGAGCUGCUCGCCCGCAUCGACCGACACCGGUUCGUGUCGGCUCUCAGGCCGCCCAAGCGACAGACGAGUCGGGGCCUCGACUCUCCCCCUGCCGACUCCUCCUCCUCUCCCUCGUCGCCCGCUCGUCAACAGCGCUCCGCCUACUCCUCCGUGUCCGACGACGUCGCCCUCGACGGAGAGUGGAAGCAGGUGGUGGACGUGCUGUGGAGUGACCCCGUGCUCCAGGAUGGCUGCACCCCCAACUCGUACCGCGGUGGGGGCUGCUACUUCGGGCCGGACGUGACGCGCGAAGUGCUGCAUCGCCACGGCCUGCAGCUGCUGGUGCGGUCGCACGAGUGCAAGCAGGAGGGAUACGAGCGCACGCACGGGGGCCAGGUCAUCACAAUCUUCUCUGCCUCCAAUUACUACGAGGUGGGCAGCAACCGCGGGGCCUACAUGCGCCUGGGGCCCGAGCUCACGCCCAGCUUUGUGCAGUACCAAGUGGGCAAGGCCACUCGCAAGCUCACCCUGAGACAGAGGGUGAGCGCUGUGGAGCAGUCGGCCAUCGCGGCCCUGCAGGAGAAGCUGCUCGCUCACCGCAGUCAGCUGAUGGCCGCCUUUGAGCGUGCGGACUCUGGGCACACUGGCUUGGUGUCCGUGUCGGAGUGGGCGCUGCUCGUGGAGCAGGAGCUGCAGCUGGGGCUGCCGUGGCGCUCGCUUCACCAGCAGCUCGCGGGCGCCGCGGCGCCGGCGGCUCCCGACGGCUCCGUCGCCUACGCCGGCUGCUUCCCCGAGCGGCGCGCCGGGCAGACGCAGCUGCACUCGAGCAUGCAGCCGGGACUCAUAGAGACGAUCUACCGGCACCGCAACAGCCUCGAGUCCAUCUUCCACGCCAUCGACCAAGACCACUCGGGCUUCAUCUCCUUCGAGGAGUUCCGCCAGGCGUGGCGCCUGCUGAGCUCUCACGUGCAGGAGGGCGUCAGCGACGACGACGUCCUCGGCCUCGCCCGCUCCAUCGACUUCAACCAGGACGGCUCCAUCGACUUCAACGAGUUCCUCGAGGCGUUCCGCCUGGCCGAAAAGCCGCAGUAGCCUUCCCCCUCGCCGCAGUCGCACCGAGGGAGACGGAGCGGCGGAAUCGUGGAGCGUCGAUGGAUCGCUACUGUCUCUCCCCCUCUCCCGCUCCGGAUGCGUCUUCCGUGGACGUGCCGCGCGAUUUUCGCGACGCCGCCGCCAAUGAUUGUCCCCCCCGCCCCCACGCGUGCCGGGGAGCUUCUUCUGAAAAUUUGGUUCCCGAAUACGGGUCUUUGGUUGAUGCUCAUGACGGGCCUGCGGUGGAAAUUCCACAUUCAUCUCUACCUCCACACUACCAUCGCUCUCCAGCCUCCGUGUAGCUGCUGCGCAGGAAGGAGAUGCACAGCGACCUCUUGCAAGAGCCCUACGUCAGCAAUCGGAGACCUCCGUUUGGAACGCUCGGCGCGAAGCAGCGCCACCUCCCUGGGCAGCAGCAGGGAGAAAGAUUUGUGGAAGUCGACGCCUCGGAACCACCUUCCAUGCCUGCUUCAUUGGCCUCUUCAUCCCCGCUGGGGGCGAGCACCUUGAAGGUGUCUUGCAAGCAGACACUAAAACUCGUGUUUGAAUUCACACAACUGCAAUCGGCCAAAUCUCGUGGCAAAACUCGUGUCGGGAGCAGUGGCGCAGUGGUUGACACGCUUGCGCUAUGAUCUCGACAAGCUGAGUUCAAUUCCUGGCUAUGGCUAACAUCCGUGACGUUUGGUCAGACCAGCUCCUAUGACCGACAGUGCAGGGAAGCCUUCAUCCAGAUUGACAAAGGGCUGUGAUUUUGCUAAAAUUUCAGUUUGUGUGUUCAUCAGCGAUGGGGCUGAGACCACCGGCCAAUUCAUCUUGAGAAGCCAAUUGAUUAAAUCUGACAUCUGAACACAAUGAUUCCUAAAUUCUGUCUCAACCAAGGGACACAUGGUGAGCCAUAAAAUCCCCCUUUCCCCCUCUGUUCGCCCUGCCCACUUUUGCAAGCCCCACCCCCUCGGCCACUAGC